Messenger RNA from Amphibalanus amphitrite, 2596 nucleotides. RefSeq names its product TRAF3-interacting protein 1-like. Gene Ontology annotation, cellular component: ciliary basal body; intraciliary transport particle B; centrosome. The transcript is spliced from 10 exons. Gene Ontology annotation, biological process: regulation of microtubule cytoskeleton organization; intraciliary transport; cilium assembly. NCBI's taxonomy places the organism in Eukaryota, Metazoa, Arthropoda, Thecostraca, Balanomorpha, Balanidae. Gene Ontology annotation, molecular function: microtubule binding. The record is from RefSeq and is a predicted model, not a curated record. Bases 266 to 1558 code for a protein of 430 amino acids.
AUUCCGUUCCAAGAUCUACGCCUGUAUUUCUAUAAGAAUUUUUGUGCCUUCAUACUUUAGCAGUAAAAUAGCUCCAAGAAUUUCCUUCUGUCAACCUUGAAUGUACACCGUUGUCAUGGCAACGGGGCACUCAUCCCUACUUUGUUUACAUUUGAGUUUGAGCUGUUUUGGAGCCUGGUUUUGGAGUGGCGUUGCCAGAGGUGUAUCCAUUUCAUUAUUCAUUUCAUAUUUCAUCGUUUGUUUUGCUUCAAAGUGAAAGGGGAGCAUGUCGCCCGCGAAAAACGCAACGUCCGGCGAGGCAGUCAAAAAGGUUCUUGCCGGGGAGAAGCCAGGCAAAAAGAAGGACAAAGAUAAAGACAAAGACAAGUCCAAAAAGAAAGACAAAGAUGGGGCCUCGCCCAAGAAGCCCAAAGGUGGCGCGUCGUUAUCAGACGCAACCAACAAGUCGCCUGACAAAAAGUCAAAGAAGGAUAAGGACGAUAAAAAGAAGUCCAAAAAAGAUGAUGGUGACGAAAAGGGCAAGAAGUCAAAGGACAAGGACUCGGACAAACCGAAGAAAAAGAAGGGAGAGGGUAAAGAAGAUGACAAAGGCAAGAAAGGAAAAGAUGACAAAGAAGGGAAGAAGAAGAAAAAGAAGAAGAUUCCCAAGUUCGAGGACAUCAUGGCUGACAUUGCUCCGACGGGCUCGGAGCCCGGUGUGGAGGCGCAGCCGGAGCUGCAGAUGGAGGCCAAGGAGGCCGAGCCGGCGCCGGCCGAGGAGGAGGGCGACAUCACCAUGGACACUACCGUCCCGCUCAGUGACGGUGGCACGGGUUUCUCGGCGCCUCGGCCGCGCACGGCCCGAUCAGCGCGGCCCAGCAGCGCGCGGCCGGCGGCCCCGAGACCCAAACAGCGAGCGGCCAUCGAGCAGCAGCUGGAUGAUGUGGCGCCCGGUGGAGCGGCCGCCGCCGCCGCCGUCAUGUUCGACGAGGAUGACGACGACGACGAUCACUUUGUGGUCGAGGAGAAGAAACUGGCACCUGACCCGGGUCUGGCGGCGAUGAUGCAGCCGGACGAGAACCUGGCGGAGCAGGCGGAGGAGGGGGAGCACGGCCUCCUCGUCUCGCAGAUCCUCGAGACCAAAAAGUCCAUGGAGGAGGAGCUCAAGGGAAAAACGCAAAUCGAGCGAGACUCGGGCGCCGACAAGGGCAAGAGUCGCGACAAGGACGCCGUCCGUAAGGAGGUGGCCCGACUCAGGGAGAGCAUACAAAAGGUCACCAAGUCGGCCAACCCGCUAGGUAAAAUGAUGGACUUCCUUCAAGAGGACGUGGAUUCGAUGCAGCGUGAAUUGGACAAAUGGAGACUGGAAAACAAGGAAAUGACGCAACAAAUCCGCUCAGAAAUGGACACAACCAACACGUCUAUUGAGCCACUGAAGGCGGCGCUGUCCGAGUACGAACAGAGCAUCCAGGACCAGCUCGACAAGAUCUCGGCAGUCCGCGCCUCAGUGCUCAACAACGAAAUGAAAAUCGCCAAGAUGAUGGCGGGUGUGAUGAACGUAGCGGCGUCGGCGCCUUAGGAACGGAGCCUCUAGGUCUCCCGGGCCGCGAGCGGUGGAUGGAAGACCUACGCCUUCUUGACUGUCUCCUGUCCGUCAGCUGGCGGUGGAAGCUGUGAUAACGGCCGCACAGCAAGACAGAUGAUCUGGAGUGCACCAGGACGCGAGGCCAGUUUGGCUCUCGGGUGCCUCACAUGUUCUCGGCCGUCUCCCCGACUCCGUUUGGUGGUGUGUGAGGAGAUGCACGGAAUGAAAGGGGGACGGCAAGGAUGGCUGCCUUCAAUGUUUGUUGUCGUUACGGGAACUGUUAACGUUACUAUGAAGCGCUGUUGACCUUCAAGUUCCGCUAAGUUAACCUCACAUGCUUCUGAGUUCCAUUCACCUUAUCAGUCAAGUAGCAUUGUUUUUAUCACAUUAAUAUUUGUCUUGGUGUUAUCGAAACCCAAGCAUGGUCUCGUAUCACCAUUGGCGUCACCACAUAUGCAUGUCUUAUGUUUGUGAUGCAUCCCGAUAUAACCGUUUGUCUGAGCGUAUGCGUUAAAUACUCGAAGUUGUGUCCUCCUCAGCCAUUUGUGCCUGGAGUUGACCGUAUCAGUGAUCUCAGUGCGAUCGUCUCGAGUCAGUCGGUCGCGCACAGAAGAUAUCGAGAGUCGUGCCUAUCAGUGGUUCAGACUUCAGAUGCAUGCGUGGGUGAGACGGUUGGCAAACCCAGUGUUCCGGCACCACGCUGAAAGUCGGAAGUGCGCCUCAUUUCGUCAACCAGCUGAUACCAUUAUCUCGCUGUUUUCGUGACGUCACGGCGCGGGCGGGAGAAUGUUUGACACAACUUACCAAGCGGCGUUCUCUAACGAAACGAGUUUCACCGACGCGUGUGUUCGAUGUGUCAGAAUUCGCCGAUGCUGUUCGCAUAGCUGUUCGGCCUGUGGCGGACACUGAUGUUCAUUGUAGACGUGUUACCCGGCUCACGCCACGGAGGAACUGUGCGAGUGGUGACUGACUGGUCAUCGGAUGAUGGUCGAAUGCACGAUAUACACAAUACAGGCGCUGUGGGUUUGAGAA